This is a messenger RNA of Anarrhichthys ocellatus (wolf-eel), 5707 nucleotides long. It is a transcript of the gene alpk1, whose product is annotated as alpha-kinase 1. Gene Ontology annotation, biological process: cytoplasmic pattern recognition receptor signaling pathway; innate immune response; protein phosphorylation. Lineage: Eukaryota; Metazoa; Chordata; Actinopteri; Perciformes; Anarhichadidae. Gene Ontology annotation, cellular component: cilium. Bases 1169 to 4555 code for a protein of 1128 amino acids. The record is from RefSeq and is a predicted model, not a curated record. The transcript is spliced from 14 exons. Gene Ontology annotation, molecular function: monosaccharide binding; ATP binding; protein serine/threonine kinase activity.
CUAUGAAGCUCAAGAACUCAUCGGAACAGACGCACUCGGUCGGAUUCGGACUUGACGGCGACUCUCUGAAGAGGCUCUGCAGGUGUUUGCUCACGGCACAUUAACCCUACAGUGCGCACAAGUCAUCUCCCGGCGCACUCCGAAAACCAGUUAUACGCAUGUGAUGUACCAAGAGGCUCCCAGGCAUCAGGUCGCAGCUGGAUGGCGCGCCAACCCUCUGCUCAUGUUCCAGCUGUGCGGCUCACAACCACACAGCAGAAGAGCCACAGUCCCGCCUAUUGGUAGCAGCACAGCAACACCACGGCCUGCACAUGCUUGUUGCGUACGAGCCGCUACGCGUCAUUACCAUAACAAGCUGUGUUGGCUUCUCUGCGAUAUCCAUUCGUCUUUUCAAUCAAAUGAAUUUCUUUACAGACGUGUCCACACUUCCAAGACCGUGCUGGCUUCGCAUACACCCCACACCUUUCCAAGAUCUUGACAUUUUAUCGAGUGCUUCCGGCAAGAUAACACUUGUUUUGUUUUUAUUUCAGUAAACAAGAGGCAGACAGCUGCUGCAGUGGUAGAUUGGGGAAUUCGCGCAUGUGUUAAUUAAUAAACAAAUACAUAUUCAUAACACUACAUGACAAGUAGGCUGGACUAGAGGAAAGUUGCAUUGGUGUUUGAUUAGGUUAAUCAAUUUUAUUACACAUUGAUUACAUAUUUGUUUUAUAUAUUGUACAUACAGCAGCGGCAGCCUAUACCUGUUGCUACAGAGCAGAGUAGCUCCCUUCAUAACGUCACAUGUUGCGUCCAGGUCAUGCGGGAUUAAAUAGGUGAUAACCCUAAACAGCUAAAAGCAUGGCCAAAAUAAUAUAAAAUAUUUAAACACAUUGCUGAUAUGUGGAAAAUGCAGUCAGUUUGAGAACCACAUAAUCACACAACAGAGUGCAAGGACUCGCGGAACAAGCUCUUUCAAAUUGGAGUUGUGAUAUGUCCGAUGGCAUGUAAAGGCAGCAGUGUGUAGUCCUGCCCGACCAGGAAGAAGAGGAGAAUUUGAAGACACGCAGCCUGGUCUUUCCGUGGGAUUCCCCCUCUUUGAAUCACUUUAAUACAGGAAUAGAGGUGAAGAGGCCAAGAAAGGGGGAAAUCUGUUCAUCCCAGUCUACAGCUACAGCAUCUGUUUACCAGAAUGGACAGCCAGGAGGUGGGGGAUUUACUGCAGGAGUGCCUCGGAGCAGUGACAGCAGCUCAACAGUCGACCCAGCCCACUGUGGCAGAGAGGCUUCACUACUGUAGCUGCAGAGACUCGCUGUGUGCAGAGCUGGCCUCUCUCCUGCAGGAGGCAAUGGAUAUGAAAUGGCCUUUUGUGCCAGAGAAGUGGCAGUAUAAGGAGUCAGUCAGUGCCGACGACAAGACCAACCUCAGUGACCUCAUCAGCAAGCACCUAUCUCAGCUCUUGGCCGUUCUAAAGGCUUCCAUCGUGGCUCAGGAGGCACGCACGGCACUGGCGGCGGUCUUCUUAGUCGACCGCUUCCUCUACUGGACAGACGAGUCCAGCCGGCUGCUGAAGAUCACCAAGCUGCUCCACAGACGCCACCCUGACACCCCUGUGGCCCCCCAGCUGGUUAUACGGCAGGCCAGGGUCUACUUUAACUCUGGCAAACUACAGAAGGCAGAAUACAUUCUGAGCAGUCUGAUUAACAACAGCGGAGCCACCGGUUGUUGGGUGUACCACUCCGAAAGUGACAGGGCCCUUGUGCAGGCCGUUAGUGUUCAAGUACGUGGGAUGAUUUUGCAAAAGCUGGGCCUGUGGCUUGAGGCUGCAGAGCUAAUCUGGGUCUCUCUGGUUGGCUACUACGCACUUCCUCAACCUGAUAAAAAGGGCAUUGGAACCUCUCUUGGCAUACUGGCCAACAUAUUGGUGUCUAUGAAUGAUAGGGACUUCCACGCUUUUAGGACUAAUCCAGAUAUUGAUUUGUCUUUACUUGGUGACAGGAGUCAUCGUCUCCUCUCAGCGGCUCACGCAGCAAAGAUGGCGGUGGUGUUCAGCCAGUACACUUCCCUCUAUGUGUUGACCAAUGUGGCAACUCAAGGGACCUGCUUGUUAUCGUACAAUUUCUCAGUGGAGUGCCCUGCCUCUCAACGGCAGUCUUUCCUCCUGCAGGCUAAAGAAGCAUUUUCAAUCGGCCUGCUCACCAAAGCGGAGGGCGAGCUGGUCACCAGCAAGCAGGAGCUUCACACCUUCCUGAAGGCUGCCUAUUCCCUCACUGUCGCCCACAAAUGGCUCGGCACUCCUCCGGAGGUUGUGGCACAGGCAACUCAAGCUUGCCAAAAAGCUUUAGCAAAUUUCUAUGAUUACUGCAAUGCAGAUACUCAAGACAAAGACGGCCUCUGUGCUGAAAUCAUGCAUCUGGUCACCCAAGUCAAGCUUCUGUUAGGAGUGGAGCCUUUCCUUAAUUCAGACAAGGGAUCUUUUAUCCCUGACAGCUACAGAAACAUCAAAGACACAUUGGUGAGUUUCACUCUGAAAGGCUUCGCCAAGGUGAUGCAGAGAUUCCAAAAGUAUCAUGCAUCACUGUGUGAGACAACCAACACAAACUGUAAGAGGACCCAGGACGUGAUAGAUGGGGCGAGGUUGUGUAUAACUGCAAUGGGGACAACCAUUGGUACACUCAACACAGAAUGUAGCACUGAGGCCUGCAAAGCGUCACCCAAAGGAGAGGAGCCACAACAGAAAUACAGUUCAAAAUCAACUGCUGUGCACCCACCUCAGAAGUCUGACCUGUGUACCACUCUAGGAAGCACAGAUAACCUUGGUUCUUCAUGGCAGAACUUCUCCCUGAGCAGUUCAGGGUCUCCUAGGCCCAGCAGCAGCAGCUUCACAGGAAGUAGGGCUGUUGAACGUGAAGCAAAUGCACGUAAUCAGAGCUGUCUGACCACUGACGUUGAUGGUCGGUCAGACAGCAUUCUUCAUUUUGCUGAUGAAAACAAGUCUGCAGUCAGUUCCCAAACUGUCCCGAGAUAUGUAAUACCUGCCACUUCCUCUUCCAAUGCUAGUGGUGAUUCAGAGAAGGUUGAAGUGAUACAAGCUGGAAUAGAGACACUGGGCACUGAGGAGGGUUGGAUGACUGACGGUGUGGCGCCAAGACCGCCAGCAUCUGAGGGAGCAGCACAAUCUUUAUCCCAGCUAGUUCUCGGAACAACCUCCAGCUCACUCAAUGACAGUUUUGGUUCCCAGUCGUCAUGGGAGAAAAUUACAACUGACCUGAACUCUCCCACAAUCAGAAAACCUCAGCCAAGCAGCCUAUCAAAAGCAGGAACCAGCCAAAGCAGCAAGUCACCAGAGUCUGAUAGGAGCUUCUUCCUCUUGGAAACCCUUGAUUCGGAAACCAAUGAUUCAGCUCAUGAUCCCACGCACAAAAAACAGACAUCUGGAGGGGAAUCCGGAGACUUGUUCAAGCCACGACCUCUAGAGAGCCUUAAUGUUAACCCAAAUAUGCACACUGAAGUUGACUCAGUAUCUGUAAAACCCACUACCAAGAACUCUUCAGCAACCACAGUUUCCCAGUUUGCACCAGAACAGUGUGCUUCCACUGAAACCUCCACAGGGAGUUCAUUUGAGAUGCUGGAGGAGCAUCAAAGUGGAGACCAACACAGUGAAGUAACUUCAUCAGAAAACAUAAUUGCCCCUCAAAUGAAGAACCCCUUGUGCUACAGCUGCCUGAAGCACAGCACUGUAGCUGAAGUGGUCCCAGAGACUCCCUAUUUGUUAUCACAGCAGGAUUACCAAGCCCUACUGGCUGGAGUUUGCCAUGAAUGUCUGCUGAAGAGACUUCAUAGUGACGAAACACAAUUCAAACUUAAGACACACAGAACUGCCCACAGUGCUCUUCAUUUAAAGUUCUCCAAAGCCACAGGACUGUGGACAGCCAGGGAGACCUGUGCUUACAUCGGGAAGCCGAUGGGGAUGGAGGGAACGCAGAGAGCGGCAAUAUGGGUGCAGUUUUUACACCAGGAGGAAAGGUUAAGCAGUUAUGUGGGGAAAGACUACUUGAAGCCUAAGGAGAUCCAGUUUCACCUGAAAGAUGUGGAGAGACAGAUGACAGCCCAGCACUAUGUGACUGCGUUCAACAAGAGUCUGUACGACAAGGAAGUGAUGGCUCAGAUCUUCUUCAUUCCCUCGGAAGCACUGUUGAUUCUGAAUGGAAAUCAGAUUGCGGGCUGUGUAACAGUUGAGCCCUACAUGCUUGGAGACUUUGUCAAACUGACCAACAACACAGGAAAGAAGGACAAGCGUUUCCAGGCUACAGAAUAUGGCCUCGCCUUCGGACACUUUACCUACCUGCUCUCUGACUACCAGGAAGUUGUUGUAGACCUGCAAGGCUGGGUGACAGCCAAUGGCAAAGGGCUGACUUACCUCACUGACCCCCAGAUUCACUCCACCAAGACCCCCAAAGGCCCCUCCAACUUCGCUGCCAGAGGCCUCAGGUACUUCCUGGAAGAGCAACAUGGACCAGAGUGCAAUGGCAUUUGCCAGCUGCUCCAACUACCUCCAGUGCUGCCUCAGAAACUUUGAGGAGUUGCCGAUGUUAAGUGUUUUUAUGGGAGUGUUUGUAUUCAGAAUUAAAUGAUCAAUCAAGGUUCUGUAUUUUUCUUAUAGCAACAACAUAGCAGUCCAGCACCAUUGCGAUAAUGUAGUAGUGUAGGAAAGUAAAAUCCAACAAAAGUAUGAAAAUAGUUUAAAGUUAAAUUACAUUCUAUCUGAGGUGCUAAAUGUAUAAAAGUUAUUGGUAUGUUAUUAAAAAUGACAUUUUAUGAUGUACAGCCACAGAAUAGCAAUUAGGCUAGUUUCCACUGCAAUAAAUAACAUAAAAUACCUACUUGUUUGUUUUGCUUUGGAGUGCAGGAACCACCUGUGACUGCACGAGACAAAUAUUGUUAAGUGUAAAGCUCGUGCUUUAUGAAAAGUUUCCAUCAUCAGCACUGGGGAUCAGAUCUUGCAUCGCCCCCAUUCACACCCUGGCGUUAUUACAUUUUUGCUUUAAUAACAGAUGGAAAAUGACCAUGCAAACAUUCCAACAUGAGUAGUAACUUUCAAAAUGUAUGUAAAAUGAAAGCAAGCUACAAAUGAAUGAGAUGCAGCCAUCUUUUUUUCAUUGACAUACAAUGGUUCAAAGUUUCCGAUUAUGUAAGUAUAUUUUGAGAUUCUGCUCUUUUCACCUUCAAACCUAUCACACUGGUGCCUGAGAAUAGGAACACAACCAGGUUCAUGUAGCCAGUGUUGGUAAUGUGUGAUAAAAUGUAUUAUGACCUUGUUAUACAUACAGCAAAACCGCAUGACGACUGCAGAUUGCCUUUACUGUAUGACCUUAACUUUACUGUGGAACUCAAAUGCAUGUGUAAAUAUUGAAUCAAAUGAAAAAUACAAAAAUCUAUAAAGUAAUGCUUUUGUUAGAUACAGUAUGUACUAGACGGAUUGUAGGACCAGCAGGUGCUCUAAUUGCAACAGUCACACACCUCCACAUCAUAUGACCGUGAUGUCAUUCUUGGAGCUGUUAGCACCCUUGAGCAUCCCUCUCCAGUCAGCUGAAAGUCCAGUUCUGGGUUUACAAGCCUCCAUCUGAACACGAACAUGACCUCGCAGUCACAUGAUCUUCAUGAAAUAAAAAUAUUAUAUUGAGAUGUUGUGUAUUUUUGCUUGCUGUGCUCAGCUAAAUGUACUGCACUA